GAGGAGCCAUGGGUGGGAUGGCGGUGCCUGGGCCCGCGCUGGCGCAGGCGGACCACCUCCAUCGGGAGCUGGAGAAGGCCUCAGAGGUGGCCGUGCUGCAGGCGCAGGUUGAGUCGCUGACUCAGGAGCUCGCCUGCCUCAGGUCGCGGUCCACGCUGGAGAUCGAGAUGCUCACCAAGGAGCUGGCAGAGGUCCGCUCGCAGUCUGCGGCGCAGAUCGGGGCUCUGGUUCGCGAGCUCGUUGGGCUACGGUCGCAGCUGUGCUUCAUCGGCCAAGCGGCCCUCGAGGAGAGCCCUCGUCCGCGCGCUGGGCGGCGCUCGGCUGGCCUCUCCACCAGCUGUGUCCUGGCGGCACCGGCAGCACCGCGUGCAUCGAGGAGAGCUCGCCGGCGCCCUCCGACGCGCCAGAACCCGCGCCCGCGCCGCCCCGCGGCGCGGCGGCUGUAGCGCCCAGCUGCGGCGGCGGCCGCGCGGGCGACGAGGUGCUGGCCUGCGGCCAGAGGCCGACCGCGACGGAGGAGCUGAAGUCCCUGCUCAGCGUAGGCUCCACGCCUCCUCUGAUGGACUCCCCCGUGCCGCGAUCGGAGCCCAUGCCGCUGAGCCUGGACGAGUUCUGCAUGUGGGAGAUGCAGGCGC
This is a messenger RNA of Prorocentrum cordatum, 635 nucleotides long. The record is from the annotation of a GenBank genome assembly. NCBI's taxonomy places the organism in Eukaryota, Dinophyceae, Prorocentrales, Prorocentraceae.